Messenger RNA from Rosa rugosa (rugosa rose), 928 nucleotides. RefSeq names its product auxin-responsive protein IAA31. Gene Ontology annotation, molecular function: protein binding. Gene Ontology annotation, biological process: regulation of DNA-templated transcription. Gene Ontology annotation, cellular component: nucleus. The transcript has 4 exons. The coding region runs from base 152 to 778 and encodes 208 amino acids. Lineage: Eukaryota; Viridiplantae; Streptophyta; Magnoliopsida; Rosales; Rosaceae. The record is from RefSeq and is a predicted model, not a curated record.
AUCAGUUGUGUGUAUAUGACUUGUAGAGACUGUAGAGUAUUAUAUAUAGCUCAGGGUUUCAUGGCCUGAGUUAGCAGCUUUUUAAGCCUUUUAACACAUUCUUAUAUCUUCUCUCUCAAGUCUCAUAUUAUCCUCUGAUCUGAGUACAAAAAUGGGAUUACAAGCUGCUGCACAUUCAUCAUCUUCUUCCAUAGACAGCAGCAACCAUCCUGACCUUGAUGAUCUUCUUCCUAAGCCUUCUGGAUCGUCUUCUUCUUCGUCUCUCUCUCACAAAAUCAAUGGUGGUACUAAUUCUCGUAACAGUCGCAGAAGCACUCAUACCAGAACAGAUUUGAGCACUGAUCUCAGACUUGGCCUGAGCAUAUCACCGUCUCAUCACUCUGACUUGUCUUCCACUACUUCAAGCCCAAGGGAAGAAGCAUUGGUAAGCUGGCCGCCGAUCAAAUCGAUCUUGAGGAGCACACUUUCAGGCAAAUCAGAGAAUUACCAUCAUCAGAAUUCUUCUUUAUUUGUGAAGGUCUACAUGGAGGGAAUCCCAAUUGGUAGAAAAUUGAAUCUGUUUGCUCACGAUGGUUAUGAUGCUUUGAUCACAACUCUGAGCCUCAUGUUCAAGACCACCAUUCUAUGUCCUGAUAAUAAUCAUGUUCAUUCAGAGAAAUAUUAUGUUUUAACUUAUGAAGAUCAAGAAGGGGAUUGGAUGCUGGUUGGAGAUGUGCCUUGGGAGAUAUUCUUGACUACUGUGAAAAGACUGAAGAUUACUAGAGCAGACAGAUGUUAGCUAAAUUAUAUUGAUUUGUUCAUCUUAUAAUUAUAAUUAGACUCAGAGUUGUCUGCCCUAAUCCAGUUUUGCCUUAUUGGUGGUUCGAACUUCAUACUCGAAACACUCUGUACAGCAUCAAUAUUAUAAGAGAGAUUAUACUUGUUUCUC